AUGAUCUCCUCCGCCACAGGUGUUCUCGCCUUCCUCUCUGAGGAGGAGGCGGAGCUCAAAGUCUUCGCCCUCCAGACACUCAACGAUGACAUUGACACAGUGUGGACAGAGGUAGCCAACUCACUCGGCCUCAUCGAGGAGCUCUACGAAGAUGAGAGCUUUCCCGAACGCCAGCUGGCUGCGCUCGUCCUCGCCAAGGUCUAUUACCACCUCCAGGCCUACAAUGACAGCAUGGUCUUCGCGCUGGCCGCCGGUGACCUCUUCAGCUUGGAGGACCCGGGCGAGUUUGAGGAGACCAUCAUCUCGCGUUGUGUCGACCAAUACAUCGCCACAAUAUCUGCGAAGAGUACGGCAUCCGACUCCGACAAGCUUGCCGAAUUGACCACCACCUUUUCCGGAAUCACAGCCGCGGCCGUUUCGUCACCCACCUCACCUUUCUCACAGAAGGCUUUGCCACCCAAAAGUCUUUUGUCGCGCGACUCGAUCGACAACACCAUCCUCGAGGCGACCGGAAAAGAACGUUCUGGCUCGGUCGCCCCCAGCCAAGCCACCGACAAGGCAUUGCAGAGGGUCAUUGAUCGCCUUUUCGAGAGCUGCCUACAGCAGGGACGUUAUCGGCAGGUUGUGGGUAUUGCCGUCGAGGCCAAAAACCUGGACGUGCUGCGAAAGGUUAUCAAGCGUGCCAGCGACGAUGCAAAACAAGCCAAGGCAAAUCCUCUCGAGGCUAACCCCGCCGAGGAGCUGAUGGAGUAUACUCUGAGCGUCUGCAUGGACAUUGUGCAAGAACGCGGCUUCCGCCACGCAAUCCUUCGGCUCAUACUGGAUCUUUUAAACGAAAUUCCUGAACCCGAUUACUUCUCCAUCGCCAAGUGUGCCGUUUACUUGAACUCGGACGAAGAAGCUUCUCGCAUGCUUCGCCAGCUGGUGGAAAAGGGCGACAGAAUAUCAAUCGCCAAUGCUUACCAGAUCGCCUUCGAUCUAUACGACAACGGCACUCAGGAGUUUCUGGGCAAGGUUUUGGCAUCGCUGCCCGCGCAGCCCGCUGCUAAAAGGGAAAGCAAUUCCGAGGCUACCGAAAAUGAAGGUCUACUGGCCGACCAGGGUUCGUCAGAGGAGGAGUUGCCCGAAGGCACUGCCAAGGUGUACGGCAACAUCCGUGAGAUCUUGGACGGCUCUAAAACCAUCCGCCUCAACCUCGAAUUCCUCUACAGGAACAACCGCAAUGACAGUAGCAUCCUUAACAAGGUCCGCGACUCUUUGGAAGGCCGGAACUCUAUUUUCCACAGCGCCGUUACGUUUUGCAAUGCAUUCAUGAACCAGGGCACCACCAAUGACAAAUUCUUCCGUGAUAACCUGGAAUGGCUAGGCAAGGCUGUCAACUGGUCCAAGUUCACCGCGACAGCCGCACUAGGUGUCUUGCACCGCGGAAACUUGUCUCAAUCCAGGAAGCUGCUUGAGCCUUACCUGCCCCGCGCUGGAGGCUUGGGCAACGGUUCAGUGUACAGCCAAGGCGGUGCACUGUACGCUUAUGGAUUGAUCCACGCCAACCACGGGGCCGACGCUGUCGACUACCUCAAGGAGCAGCUUUCAUCUGCUGAAGACGAAGUCCUGCAGCACGGUGGUGCGCUCGGUUUGGGUAUUGCCGGCAUGGCUACUGGCGACAACGAGGUGCUCGAGAAGCUCAAGGACAUCUUGUUCCAGGACUCCGCUCUCAACGGCGAGGCCGUUGGCCUUUCCAUGGGUCUCGUGAUGCUGGGCACUGGCAACACCCAGGCCAUUGAAGAUAUGAUCACCUACGCACACGACACGACCCACGAGAAGAUUGUCCGUGGUGUCGCCAUGGGCAUGGCCCUCAUCAUGUACGGCCGUCAAGAAGGCGCCGACGUGCUGAUUGAGGGACUGCUGAAUGACCCCGAUCCGACUCUCCGCUACGGUGGUAUCAUGACGGUCGCCCUCGCGUAUUGCGGUACGGGCAGCAACAAGGCCAUUCGCAAGCUUCUGCACGUUGCUGUGAGCGACGUCAACGACGAUGUCCGCCGCGUAGCCGUCAUGUCUCUCGGCUUCAUCCUCUUCCGCAAGCCUGCUAGUGUCCCUCGCAUGGUGGAGCUGCUGUCCGAGUCCUACAACCCUCACGUCCGCUACGGGUCCGCCAUGGCCCUCGGUAUCGCGUGCGCUGGCACCGGCCUCGACGAGGCCAUUGACCUGCUCGAGCCCAUGAUGAAGGAUCCUACCGAUUUUGUGCGCCAGGGCGCUCUCAUCUCUUUGUCCAUGAUCAUGGUGCAGCAGAACGAGGUCAUGAACCCCAAAGUGGCCACCAUCCGCAAGACGCUCAAGAAGGUUGUGGGCGACCGCCAUGAAGACGCCAUGACCAAGUUUGGCGCGGCCCUCGCCCUUGGCAUCAUCGACGCCGGAGGUCGCAAUUGCACGAUCGGCUUGCAGACGCAGUCUGGCAACCUCAACAUGGCUGGCAUCGUCGGCAUGGCGGUGUUCACGCAGUACUGGUACUGGUUCCCAUUCACGCACUUUUUGUCUCUCAGCUUCUCCCCUACCUCUGUCAUUGGCCUCGACCACGACCUUGAGAUCCCCGACUUCAAGUUCCACUGCGCCACACGCCAGAGCUUGUUCGACUACCCGCCCGAGCAGGAAGUGAAGACCGAGGAGGGUCCAGCGCUGAUUGCCACAGCGGUUCUGUCGACCACGGCGCAAGCGAAGCGCAGGGCGCAGAAGAAAGAGCGUGCCCAGCGACGCGAGAGCAUGGACAUCGACACGCCUGCCCCUAAGUCGGGUGGCGACAAGAUGGAGGUGGAUGACGAUAAGAAGGAGGAGCCGGAGAAGAAGGAUGACGCGGAGAAGAAGGAAGAGGCGAAGAAGAAGCCCGAGAAGGAGAAGGUAGGCUUUGAGAUUGAGAACAUGAGCCGUGUUCUCCCGGAGCAGUUCAAGUACAUCUCGUUCCCCGCCGGUCGAUACAGGCCUGUCAAGAAGCCCACUGGUGGACCGUUGCUGCUUGACGACACGCAGCCUGAGGAAGAGAAGACCCUGGUCGAGGAGAAGCUCAAGAAGGUCACCACGGAACGCGCACCGGUCGCUGGUCAGCAAGCACGUGGUCAAGAAGGCCGCGGUCUCGGUGGUCGCGGCCGCGGCGGAUUGGAGGCGUUGGUCGACGGCCGCAGUGGCGGCAACGACAUUGUCAACCAGCUGCUCCGUGGCUCUGGUUCUGGCCGAUCGCCGUUUGGCAAUCUGAUUGACAUGCCCGCUACACCGGGGAUGCCCGACACCAUGGGGUCUGGUGCGGCGGCCGCGGCGGGCGUGCUCACGGCUGUGGAUGAGGACGGCGAGGGUGACGAGGAGGCGCCCGUCCCCGGCGAAUUUGAAUACUUCUCUGACGGUAGCGACGAUGAGGAGGAGCUGUGA
This is a messenger RNA of Emericellopsis cladophorae, 3411 nucleotides long. RefSeq names its product 26S proteasome regulatory subunit N2. Lineage: Eukaryota; Fungi; Ascomycota; Sordariomycetes; Hypocreales; Bionectriaceae. The record is from RefSeq and is a predicted model, not a curated record. Gene Ontology annotation, biological process: regulation of protein catabolic process; proteasome-mediated ubiquitin-dependent protein catabolic process. The transcript has a single exon. Gene Ontology annotation, cellular component: nucleus; proteasome regulatory particle, base subcomplex; proteasome complex. Gene Ontology annotation, molecular function: enzyme regulator activity. Bases 1 to 3411 code for a protein of 1136 amino acids.